Molecule: messenger RNA, 4676 nt
Organism: Doryrhamphus excisus (bluestripe pipefish)
Lineage: Eukaryota; Metazoa; Chordata; Actinopteri; Syngnathiformes; Syngnathidae
Source: RefSeq, a predicted model, not a curated record
CAACAACACAAAAUGAAGUAUCUACAACUUUGGGAUUUGAGAGAGAAAUAUUAGCAUGUCAACAUGAAAGCAGACAAACGUAAACAGUUCACGUAUUGAAGAGCCUUUAGUGUUUUUCAGUUGAAUAAUUUUGUCCGUAGCAGAGGUCAUGCUCUUCUUCAUGCCACAACAGCGCCUCUUUUGAUUCUAGUGAGGUCUCGUCCAUUUUGAUUGCUCAAUGGUCACUGGUUUAAUCGGAUAUAACACACAACCUCGCAUGCUUACACCAACAAACAAGCAUUUGGAUUGUUUUGUUGUUGUCUGUGUGAAAUGUCUUCAUCUUUACUUGGUUGUCAUGUAAUUGCUCAAUGCAACACACCCAAGAAUCCCUCUCCCAUCACGUAACCUCCAGAGGGAGAGAUGUUUGUUCAGGGAGAAGAUACAGGAGGCUCAGAUGGGAGUGUUUUCCUUGCCAGGGCUUGUUGUGGAAGGUGGACCCAAUCAGCCAAGCUGUAAUGUCAUACAUCAACCUGAUUCAAGGUUUGGAGGGGCUCCCCAUCAUGGCAUAGUCAGAGAAUGUUGUGUUCCCCCGCUGCUUCCGAGGAGGUGACCGUGGUGUAUCAGAAUGGCCUGCCAGUCAUCUCAGUCAGUUUGCCGUCCAGGCGAGAACGCUGUCAGUUCACUCUCAAGCCUCUCAGUGACUGCGUGGGAGUUUUCCUCCAACAACUCCAAGCAGAGGACAGAGGCAUCGAUCGGGUAGCCAUUUACUCCACAGAUGGAGCCAGGGUUGCCUCCUCCACAGGCAUAGACAUCCUCUUAUUGGAUGAUUUCAAGCUCGUCAUCAACGACACCACGCAUCUUGUGAGACCACCAAGGAGAGAGUUGCUGCCUCACGAAGAGACAGAAAGGCUGAAUGAUGUUAAGUUCCUGGUGCAGCAGCUCUACACCACCCUGCGCAUUGAGGAGCACCAACUCAGCAAAGAGCGUGAGCUGAUUGGACGACUGGAAGACCUCAACUCUCAGCUCCGCCCUCUAGAGAAGGUAAAGCAAGAACUGAGUAGGAAGGCGGAGCGGCGUACCACUUGGGUGCUGUGGGGCGGCAUGGCAUACAUGGCCACCCAGUUCGGCAUCUUGGCCAGACUGACUUGGUGGGAGUACUCCUGGGAUAUCAUGGAGCCUGUCACCUACUUCAUCACAUACGGCACAGCCAUGGCCAUGUAUGCCUAUUUUGUGCUCACACGCCAGGAGUACGUGUACCCUGAUGCCAGAGAUCGUCAGUUUCUGCUCUUCCUCCACAAGGGAGUGAAAAGGACACGCUUUGACAUCGAGAAGUACAACAAGCUGAAAGAUGACAUCGCUGAGGUGGAAUUGGAUCUGAAGCGUCUUAGGGACCCACUCCAGCUUCAGCUCCCAGUACAACAGCUCACUACUGGUAAAGAUUGAUGGGAAGAGUAACCUCCCUCCUCUCCCAGUGUUCCCUUUUCUAUCCCUAUCAAAAACCACUCGUCUCCCUUUCCCCGCCUUAUAGUCACCCUACUCGCCCCCACAUUUCUCUUGCAUCCCCCUCUUAAACCUGGGAGUUUCCCCUCUUUCUUGUCCACUUUUUACUUCCCUGGCUGAACCAACUGCAGUGGAAAAUUCCAAGAUGCAUGGUGAGCUGAAAAUCUCCCAGUGAUGGUAAUGAUGAUGAUGGACAGCCUGCAGAGAACCAGAGGGGCAAAUGGGAAAUGCUACCUUGACCCACCAGGAGAGAGCAUAUGCAAAGGGGACGCCAUUGCUAUGUGUGUGUGUGUGUGUGUGUGUGUGUGUGCGAGAGACAUCCAGGCAACACCAACCUUCACCAUUCGAGUUCCAACACACACACACACACACACACCUGCUGGGAGCAGAUUGUGUGGAGCAUCUAUCCCACACGUUAAAGUUUACAAUCAAGUCUUGGCCUCUCCUGGCUACGGCUCAAAGAGACGUCAUCUUCCUGUGGCUGAACUCUGCUGCCUCUCCACACUUUGGCCACGCCUCUCCAGGUUGACAGACAAGCUGUUCGUUCUCACGUGACCUUUUGACAGGAGUCUGCCUCGCAACCCAUUUCCUCUUCCUGUGGCAGCCCAGCCUGCGCAAGUAUGCGAGUACUACCGACAACAACAUCACUGUGUUUUCUUUUAUUCCAAGAAAAAUAUUUUGGCACUUUUUAUUUUGAAAGCCAUAAUAUAUUUGUUAUGAAGUAAAUAUAACUCUCUCUCUCUCUCUCUAUAUAUAUAUAUAUAUAUAUAUAUAUAUAUAUAUAUAUACACACAUACAUACAAUCAAAUAAAUGACCACAACUAGUUGUUUUACAGUGGGGGGAGGAGUUUAAAUGUUAAAAUCAUUGUGUCGCUGAAGGAUCCAUCAUGUUGUCAUGCACUAUAUACCAAAUGCAUUAAAUACAUCCUAUUUUUUGAAUAACAGUAUGUUCCACAGUAACAUUAAACAUUUUUGGUUGGAUGUCCUCUUAAAAAAAUCAUUAUUCAGAAGUGGGAUUUCUCCCCCCACUGUCAUUGUACCGCCUCCUUGUCAUUGUACCGCCAUGGAAGGAGCAGUCCUUCCAUGGCAAGGCAGGCUAGACUGCAUGCUGUGGUUGUAUGCCCUCAGUAGAAAUUUGUGACUGUGUAGGAACAUUAAGAGACAUUUUCUACUCAAUCGGACACUUUCCCUUGCCUUGUAUAAUUGUAGUAUGGGGCAAUCACAUCCCUUGAUUGGUCAUAGGAGCUAUAUGUCUAUCGUGUCUAUUUAGGACACGUUUUUCAUGUGGUUUUUUUUUCUCUUGAUUGAGGAUUGGUGGCCCUCUCUGACUGACUCUUUUCCUCCACAAAAUAUAAAGGAGUAUUUGGGCCACACUGAAAAGCAGAACAAAGAUUGAUCAGUAAGAAUGAAGUCAUAGCUUAACAACGGUCAAGUUGUUUUUGCGGGAAAAGAAGUGUUUAUUAUGAGGGAAAAGUUGUAAGUGUUACUACAAAUUUGAUUUGAGGAAAACAAAGGAAAGUUUUCAGAAUAAAGUCACACUUUUAAGAACAAUAAAAGCAAUUUUUCAGGAAAAAUAAAGAACUAGUCAUUUUAUGAGAAUAAAUUGUAAUUUUGAUAUAUUUGAAAAAUUAUUAAAAUACUAGGAUAAAUAUAAAAUAUUAAGUUAUUUUGAAAAAUAUGGAAAUCAGCUCAUAUGAAUAUUGAGGAUAUUAAAACAAAAAUAGAAACGAUAAAAAUGCUUAUAAUAUUAUUGUAGUUAUUGUAUGGCAAGUCUGUGUGGAAUUUUGACAUUUAUUUCCCAAGUAAUUAUUUUAAGUAUUACGUAUAAGUAUUUCCUCGUAAUAUUACACUUUAUUUGCGUAGUUUAACUUUUCCCCGUGUGGCCUCAAUACUCCUUUGUACAAAAAGGUCUAAACACAUUUGUGUGUGUGUGUUCACCCCUGCGGAGUUGGCGUGCAGCAACAUGCGGUCAUGCCAUCGCCGUCUCUUUGUAUGUGCGCAAUGAAUCAAUCCUACGAGCAGAUCCGGUGUUUAACAACAGAUUUCCUAUUAAAAUGCAUGAGUUGAGAGAUCUAAUCAAAUGUUAACCAUGCAGCUCUUACAGCUGGAAAUGGUCUAAUCCGUUUAGUGUGUGCGCUAUCUCCAGGGAUGUGGUGCCUUUUGGGAUGCUGAUGAAGGAUUUUAAGAGAGUUGACGAGGAAGCAGAUAGGUCAUUGAAGGCCUCUGAGUAGGGCGUGAAAUACAGAUCAAGGACUGUUAAACUUGCAAUCUUUUUAAUGUUUGUUGAUCAGAUAUCAGACUAGUAAUUGAAGUCCUUCGCCAUCAGUGCUGCUUUUCUACUCUUAUGUUUGUUUCUGGCUUACAAUGUUGAUUCAUCCUGCACACACACUGAAUUGCUUUCCUUGACCGUCCUAGUUGGAGGUGUUUUUUUUUUAAAUUUUAUUUAAUCCCACCGUCCAUCAUUGAUUGCCUUUUCCCUCUCCCUUCAUGUGUUUUAAACAUCUAAAUACAUCAAAUAUAGAGACCUUUAUUAUUAAGAGGGUGUUGCAUGAAUGUCUGUUUACAUGGAAAAUUAUGUAUAAACAAAAAAAAUGAUUUAUAGGAAAUAAAAGGCAAUUUACGAAGGAUGUUUGUCGAGAUUCCUACUUUGACCGGGCAGUUCACAGGGCUACAUGUUGAGAAUCAUGACUUUUCCCAAACUCGAUUCUCACCAACCAACCCACUCGCCAUCACACCUUUAACCUCCGGUCAUUUUCUUCCCUCCAUAGCCGCACAUUAAUGCUCCUCAUAAAAGACAGCGUACAUGCAGCAGUAAGGAGGCUCUUAAAGAGUACCUGCUGACCUCACUAACAUCCUGCUUCUGACCCAAAAGGAAAAUGUCAGGUGCCAUGCAGUAGCUUUUUAGGAGACGACCCUCUCUUGCUGUUUUCAUCUUUUGCUUACUUUGUCCAAAGCACUCUUGCGUUUUGAAUGCGUGGUUUUGAAAAUCUGGUGUGCACUUACAAUAAAAUAUGCUUAAAUGGGUGAAGCAUAUUUAAGUGACAUGUACUCCAUUCUGACCUCUUUUUUUAGAUUUCUGUUGACAUGAUGCUGUAAUAUUGGCAAAAAAAGUGUGUAAAAUCCUGUAUCAUUUAUGAAAUAUGUAUAAAAGAGAAAUGUAAUUCAAUUAUCAAUAAAAUCCUUAUCCAGGUUUUGGA